AUGAAGAUCCUAAUACCGAUUCUGUGUUUGAUAUCAGCUGUGGAUCUACAAGAUACGCCAGACGGAGAGUGCUGUGGGGAGCAAGAGGUGGAUUUAUCUCAACAUCUGGAGCUGGAAGCAGUUUGUCCAGAACUUAGUGGGCAGAUUAUUGGAGGACGGUCCAGCUCGAUAGUUAGACAUCCUUACCAGGUGUCAAUGGUACUGAAUGGAAAUUCUUUCUGCGGUGGCUUUAUAAUUAGCCCGAAUUACGUGUUAACUGCGGCCCACUGCGUUCAGAACGUGUUACCGUCUGCUAUCCGUCUUCGCGUUGGCAGUACAAGACGGGACUCCGGCGGUAGAAUCGUCCCCGUGGCCAAUGUUACAGUCCAUCUUCAGUAUGGGACGCCACAAUUUGACCACGAUAUAGCUGCGUUACAACUGGCCCGGCCAUUGACGUUCAGUAAUGCUGUCCAGGCUAUACGGCUCCCUCAACCGAGACAGGCAGUACCACUGGUUAGGCUGACUGUCACUGGAUGGGGAUUGACUGCUCCUCGUGGACGGCGUAUCCCUCGAAUAAUGAUGGAAGCGAAUGUACCAGUAGUCCCACACUGGCUUUGCCGGUUAUCGUAUGGAGAUGCACUUACUAACAAUAUGUUUUGCGGAGGACAUUUUCUCAUAGGUGGCGUCUCGUCGUGUCAGGGUGACUCUGGUGGUCCUGCAGUAUUCAGAGGAAUUGCCUUUGGCGUAGUUUCAUUUGCAAGAGGAUGUGCUCUUCCUCUGUCACCGACUGUCUUCACCAACAUUGCAGCUUUAAGAGAUUGGGUCACACAAAACACAGGAGUAUACGAAAUGUUCCUCAUCGGAUACCAAUUCAAAGUUUUAUCCCCGAUUUUUACAAUACACUGGGGCCUCCAAAUGCGACGAAACCGUCCCCUAUGGCGCGAAAAACAAAACGAGAAAAACAGAAAACACUUCGAGUCCUUCAAAAGGGAACUUUUCGCUAGAUAUAGAAAGGAUCCACUACAUUUAUUGAGGAAAAGUGUGCAAGCGAAAAAGACAUAG
Pieris macdunnoughi is the source of this 1041-nucleotide messenger RNA. NCBI's taxonomy places the organism in Eukaryota, Metazoa, Arthropoda, Insecta, Lepidoptera, Pieridae. The record is from the annotation of a GenBank genome assembly.